AUGUCCCGCACCCUGCUUCCUGCGCCAGCGCUGGCGCUGCUGCUGGCCGCGUGCCUGACCUCUGCUGCCCCCCCGCUCGAUGCCUGCGACAGGCUAGGCCCCAGAGUGCAGUGCGGCUCGAUCGCCGUCUCGCAGCGCACCUGCGAGGAGCAGGACUGCUGCUGGACGGUGCAGCCGCUGGACACCGAGCCCUGGCAGCCCGACGUCUUCCUGCCCUCCUGCUUCUACCCCAACACCGGCGCCAGCGAGUAUGCGCUGCAGGAGCCGUCUGUCGGCCUGGCCGAAGGCGACAUGGGCAAUGCCACGCUGACUAACAUGACGAGCACGCAGCCUGAGCUGGGCGGCGACUUCCAGACGGCGGCGCUGAGCGUGGAGGAGUUCACCCCAGGCAAGGCACACCACGUGCUGCGCAUCCGCAUCAUUCCACUCAACGCUAGCGCGCCACCGCGGUGGGAGGUGCCGCCCGAGUUCUUCGCCCCAGAUUCCCUCCUGGCAGGUGGCGACGGCGGCGGCACCCAGCCGGUCACUGCCCCUCGCCAGUUUGAGGUGGACGUGGAGGAUGCGCCCUUUGGGUUCACCGUGCUUCGCGUGGACCGCCAGAGCGGGGCCCCCCUCGCCACCACCUUCAACUCCAGCGGCCUGCGCCUCAUCCUCAAGGCGAGCGCUGGAACGACUUGCUGGCCGCUUGGUGCUGAUCAGUACCUGGAGCUGUCUACCCACGUGGACGCCGCCUCCUACAUCUAUGGCGGCGGCGAGCGCUCCUCGGAGACCACCUACAUGACGCGCAACGGCUACCCCUAUGCUGGGUGGGCCCGGGACCAAAACCCGCAGGUGCCCAUGCGCAACACGUACUCCUCCUGGCCCUUUGCGCUGGUGCUGGAGCAAGACGGCACUGCCUGGGGCGCCCUGCUGCUCAACAGCAACGGCAUGGAGAUGGCGGCCACUCCCGACAAGCUGACCUGGCGAGCCAUCGGCGGUGCCAUUGAUCUGUUUGUCUUCCUGGGCCCCACCCCACUGGAUGUCAUCGACCAGCUGACAGCCGUGGUGGGGCGCCCCGUCAUGCAGCCUUUCUGGGCCUUCGGCUUCCACCAGUAUGGCUACAAGACGGUUUGGGAGAACUUUGUGUCGCGCCUGCACGCCAAUGACCAGCACUGGGUACCAAUCCUUGAUCCCGGCAUUAAGAUCGACGAAGGUUUUGAUCCCUACCUGGACGGCCUGCAGCAGAAUGCGUAUAUCCUGGAUGAGCGUGGAGAUCCCUACAUCGGCUGGGUGUGGCCUGGCGGCUGCCACUUCCCAGAUUUUGGGUUCAAUCCCGCCGUAGACGCUUACUGGCUGGCCCAGCUUGACAUCUACAACGGCUACGCUCAGUGGGACGGGUUGUGGAUCGAUAUGAAUGAGAUUGCCAACUUCUGCACAGGCAACGUCUGCCACAUGCCCACAGCUGAGGCGGUGGCCAACCAACGCGGCUUCCCGCCGUUCCAGUGCCAGCUGCUGUGCUACGAUUCCCUCACCGCGGGGCUCAGCAAUGCCGACCUGGCGCUGACCUCGUCAGUGCUGGCGCGCCACGCGGGUGACGUUCUGGAGUAUGAUGCUCACAAUUUGUAUGGUCUGGCCGAGGCGCGUGUCACGGCUGCCGCCAUCCGCCUGAUCAAGGGCACUCGCCCCUUCAUCCUCACCAGGGCUACUCGCUUGUGA
This is a messenger RNA of Chlorella variabilis, 1695 nucleotides long. RefSeq lists its product as hypothetical. Gene Ontology annotation, biological process: carbohydrate metabolic process. The transcript is spliced from 17 exons. NCBI's taxonomy places the organism in Eukaryota, Viridiplantae, Chlorophyta, Trebouxiophyceae, Chlorellales, Chlorellaceae. The record is from RefSeq and is a predicted model, not a curated record. Gene Ontology annotation, molecular function: hydrolase activity, hydrolyzing O-glycosyl compounds; carbohydrate binding. Bases 1 to 1695 code for a protein of 564 amino acids.